Messenger RNA from Salvia splendens (bonfire salvia), 1788 nucleotides. RefSeq names its product probable anion transporter 5. The record is from RefSeq and is a predicted model, not a curated record. The transcript has 2 exons. Gene Ontology annotation, molecular function: transmembrane transporter activity. Lineage: Eukaryota; Viridiplantae; Streptophyta; Magnoliopsida; Lamiales; Lamiaceae. The coding region runs from base 252 to 1580 and encodes 442 amino acids. Gene Ontology annotation, biological process: transmembrane transport.
UCUCUUUCCGAAUCUCACUUCUUCGCCAUAAACACUACAUUCACUGCUGCUGCUGAUCUCUCUCUCUCCCCUUUUCCUUUCCCGAAAAACACCGUUGCUUAGUCAAUGCGGUUUACCUAAUCUGCCUCUCUUCACAAGGAUGAUUUCUCCCUUGUGAUUCACAGACUUGUUGGACUUGGUUUUUUAUUUUUGGUGAAACAUCUGUAAAGAAAAAAAGUAAGGAGCUUCGCCAUUCAUGAAACCAACGGAGGAUGAAGAGUAAAUACAUCCCAAAACGUUAUGUGAUUGUUAUUUUGACCUUCAUCUGCACUUCUGUGUGCUACAUAGAGCGAGUCGGCUUCUCUAUUGCAUAUACUGCGGCUGCUGAUGCUGCAGGAAUAGAUCAAUCGAGCAAGGGCGUGAUACUGUCAACGUUUUACUAUGGCUAUGCCUGCUCACAAAUUCCGGGUGGUUGGGUGGCUCAAAAAGUUGGGGGAAGGCGUGUUCUUCUAUUUUCAUUUCUUUUGUGGUCCCUGACUUGUGCUUUUGUACCACUGGAUCCAAAUCAAGUUGUUAUGUUGGUUGUAGCCCGGUUGCUUGUUGGGGUGGCCCAGGGCUUCAUCUUUCCUUCCAUUCACACUGUACUAGCACAAUGGGUGCCCCCACAUGAAAGGUCCAGAUCUGUAUCUCUCACAACGUCAGGAAUGUAUUUUGGCGCAGCUGCAGGAAUGCUUAUCCUCCCUACCCUUGUAAGAUUGAAAGGCCCGCAAUCUGUAUUUCUUGUUGAAGCGGCUUUAGGCAUCAUGUGGUCUCUACUUUGGUUGAAGUAUGCCAGCGAUCCACCUCGCUCUGAACAUCCAAAGGCUACAGCUGCUGGUUUUGGUGAGUCCUUGCUUCCGGUCAAAGGAAGUCAAAAGGCGAAAACCGAAAAUGGAGUACAUUCCAUGAGAACACAAAAAAUUCCAUGGAAGAGGAUAAUUUUCAGCUUGCCAGUCUGGGCAAUAGUUGCAAAUAAUUUUACUUUUCACUAUGCUCUUUAUGUACUCAUGAAUUGGCUUCCUACAUACUUUGAGUUAGGCCUCAACAGUAGUCUUCAAGAAAUGGGUUCCUCCAAGAUGAUUCCUUAUCUGAACAUGUUUCUGUUCUCAAAUAUUGGUGGGAUUGUGGCGGAUCACUUGAUUACCAGGAGAAUUAUGUCUGUGACUAAAACAAGAAAGCUUUUAAACACAGUGGGAUUCAUUGUGGCUUCGGGUGCGUUGAUUUGUCUUCCCUUGUUUAGAACGCCUAAUGGGGUUGUGCUCUGUUCGUCGCUGGCUCUUGGUUUCUUGGCUCUUGGAAGAGCUGGAUUUGCUGUUAACCAUAUGGAUGUGGCUCCAAGAUACGCAGGAAUUGUCAUGGGGGUGUGUAAUACAGCCGGUACGUUAGCCGGCAUAGUUGGGGUCGAUCUUACAGGUAGACUUCUGGAAGGUGCCAAGGCUGCGCAGUUGGACCUGACAAGUCCAGAGAGCUGGAGAGCAGUUUUCCUUAUUCCAGGGUUGCUCUGUAUCUUCAGCUCAAUAAUGUUCCUUGUAUUAUCAACAGGGGAGAGAAUUUUCGAUUAAGGUGUGUAUUUUAGAAUGAGCAGUCAUUGAAAAAGGUCUAGUUUUUAGUGGAAAUCAUUUGCUUGGCUGGCUGCUAGUUAUUUAGAAGUUGGCUGGCACUGGAAGAGUAAUCUACUUCAUAGCAUAUCAUAACUUGUAAAAUUGAAUAUACAUAUCAUGGAUUCAAGUUGCCCCCUCCAUUGGCAUAUCUUAUUUAUUUUUACUUGUA